AUGGACGAUUCACCAACAGCAUUACCCAUAACAAAAACGUACUUAUCAUUAAAACCCAACAACAGCAUCAAUAACAAAAGCCAAAUGCCAGAGUUGAAGAAAAGCUUAUUCUCUCCUUCAUUCAGGGCAUUAUCAUGCAAGACUCGGAGAUCAAUGGCAUUGGCUUAUGUUUUCACCUUCAUUUGCGUGGCAUGCACCGUCUUCUUUGUCUUCAACAACCCUUCUACGAACCAUUCCUCCAUUUGGUUCACAAAUAUCCUUAAAAACAGGUCCCAGUUUUCUUCCUUUUUCUCUCACUACUUUUUCCCAAAUAAUACCUCCCAAAACCCAUUUAUUCCAAACCAAUUUUCCCGGAAAAAUAAUGGGUUUUCCGGGAAAAUUAAUAGUUCCUAUAUUUCUCCAAAUGGGUCUGCAGUUUCUUACGGUGAAAAUGGUGAUAAUAUAGAAGGGGUUAGACCAAAUGCAAUGUCGAACCAUACAGGUUUAUUGAAUAGAGAGAGUGAUGGAGCUGAAGGUUCAUCAAUUAAGAAGAAGAGAAAAGAUAAUUGGUUGAAAAUUCUGGAUCGUUGUGACAUUUUUUAUGGGAGAUGGGUGAGGGAUGAUGUGAACCCCUUAUAUGAAGCUGGUUCAUGUCCUCACAUAGACGAGCCCUUCAAUUGUUUUCUUAAUGGAAGGCGCGAUAAUGCUUACGAGAAGUUCAGAUGGCAGCCUAAACAUUGCAACUUACCAAGUGAGAUUGGAUUAAUUGAACUUGUUUUGCAGGUUGAGUGGUGGGACUUUGUUGGCAUUAUUGAGAGGGAAGAGGAUUAUAAUUGUUCAGUGGAGUUCUUUCGAUCUCCAUUUUUGGUUCAAGAAUGGGAGAUGCCGGAAACGAAUGGAUCAGCUGGAUCAACGAAGGAAACACUUCGGCUUGAUCUGGUUGAGAGAUCAUCUGAUAAAUACAAAACCGCAGAUGUCCUUGUCUUUAACACAGGCCACUGGUGGACUCAUGAGAAAACAUCUGCCGGGAAGGGUUACUACCAAGAAGGUAGCCAUAUUUAUGGUGAAUUGAAUGUUGUUGAGGCAUUCCGGAAAGCUAUGACAACAUGGGCAAGAUGGAUUGAAGCCAAUGUAGAUCCCGUGAAGACCCUCGUUAUCUUUAGAGGAUAUUCAGUCUCCCAUUUUAGUGGUGGAGAGUGGUAUUCUGGUGGGAAAUGUGAUAACGAGACUGAACCAAUCGACAAUGACAGAGAUCUAUCACCAUCACUCUAUCCUCCAAUAAUGGGAAUGUUGGAACGGGUGCUACAGGGGAUGAAGACACCAGUCUUCUAUUUAAACAUUACAACGAUGACAGAUUAUCGCAAGGAUGCACACCCAUCAGUUUACAGGAGGCCAAAUUUAACAGAGGAGGAGAGACAAUCACUAUUGAGGUACCAGGAUUGCAGCCACUGGUGCCUUCCCGGUGUCCCUGAUACGUGGAAUGAACUGGUAUAUUCUCAAAUCUUGAAACAUGAUCACAAGCAACAACAACAUCGUCAUCAACAACAACAACAACAACAACAACAAAAACGACAGCAUGCAGCAGAAAAAAGGAAAGGUAAACUGGAAAAUACAGCUUUGUAAUACACAUGGAUAACACCACUGCAGAUCAAUUAAUGUUUCUGUAAUACUAGUUUUUCUUGAUGAAAAACAAGAAAAGAACUGGAGAAGAUCUAAGGAAUGGUGUUGUUUUAGAAUGAAGGGGGUUGUGUUGAGUGGGUAAGAGAUGUAACAAAGGGGAAGGCAUAGAGGUGAGGAACUUGGUUUCAUUUCAUUGAUGGGAUGUUUGCCCCAUUUCUUAUGAUAUUGCUUAUUU
Ilex paraguariensis (yerba mate) is the source of this 1834-nucleotide messenger RNA. The record is from the annotation of a GenBank genome assembly. NCBI's taxonomy places the organism in Eukaryota, Viridiplantae, Streptophyta, Magnoliopsida, Aquifoliales, Aquifoliaceae.